GCAAUUCCUAAAAACAGCUGAGGUAAACAAUAGUGUUUUUUCAGUUUUGUUGUGUAUUUGUUACAAGUUUUAUAAUUCCUAUAAAAAAAUAGCAAAUAAUUAACUUAAAAUGGAUGAAGCCGAUUUAACAAAAAAAGCCAUUGAAGAGCUAAUGCGUGAAAUGGAUGAGUAUAAGGAAUUUGGAAAAAUACCCACAGAAAGAAAAAAGAAUCCCUUGGGGCAACCAAAUAACGUUUUCUAGGACGAACUAUUAAUUCCAUGAUGACUCACAAUAAACGACAAAGUGAUCGUAAUCAUCAAAGAUGUCAAAGAAAACUUAAAGAAUUGGCUAAAAAAAGGAGACGAGAAUUUAGAAAUCAGGCGAGACCAAUAAGACCUAGUGAUGCAGAGAGUUCCAAUAUAAUAAGUAGUGAUAGUGAAGAAGAGUACACAAAGAAAAAAAGUAAAAGUGUAAAGAAGAAAAAGAAAAAAGGCGCAAGAAAAAGCAAAAGUCUUCCUCGUCCUCUUCCUCUCCUCAUCGACGUCCUCCUCAAGCAGCAGUAGUAGCAGUAGUGAAACAGAGUCAAGUAGUAGUAGCUCGAAUUCUAAGCAUAAACAUCGCAAAAAGAAAAGACUAAAAAGCCUGUCAAAGAGGAAGAAUAUGCAGAAGAUUACUACAAAGAUUAUCCAAAUGAAACGGGUUACUAUGUUAAUCCCAAUAUGGCUUAUGCUGUCAUGGCUUAUAAUCAAAUGAAUCAUUUGCUACAGCAACAGCAAAGGGCACAACAAGAAAUGGUUAAGGAGGAAUUGGAAGAUAGUGUAGAAAUACCAAGUGAUCUUAGUUUAUCGGAGCACUCCGAAACCGGUUUGAAUAUAAGUCUAAAUAGUUCAUCUGCCGAAGAAGAUGAAAAUGGUAUAUUAACCUUCAAAUUGUCCUCAGAUGAAGAGGGAAAACCACAUAACUCCGAUCAGGCGAAAGAAGAUUUAAAAAAAAACAUGAUUCUCCUGUGGAGAGCGAGGAUAGCGAUAGAGAGAGCAUACAAUCACACAUAUCUUUAGAAUCAGAAGAUUCUCAUAAAUUUGCUAAUAAGGAAUGCAAUGAAAUAUGCUUAUUAAGUAGUUCGGCAUCGGAUUCUGAAGAUUUGGAAAUAAUAGAAACGAUAACAGAAAAAACGAAUAAAUUAUUGGAGAACGAAAUAAAUCUUAAGGAGGACGCAACAGCAAAUGAGAGUGUGA
Messenger RNA from Lucilia sericata (common green bottle fly), 1215 nucleotides. RefSeq lists its product as uncharacterized. Bases 700 to 1038 code for a protein of 112 amino acids. The transcript is spliced from 2 exons. The record is from RefSeq and is a predicted model, not a curated record. Lineage: Eukaryota; Metazoa; Arthropoda; Insecta; Diptera; Calliphoridae.